Gordionus sp. m RMFG-2023 is the source of this 3060-nucleotide messenger RNA. RefSeq names its product homeobox protein 2-like. Gene Ontology annotation, molecular function: RNA polymerase II cis-regulatory region sequence-specific DNA binding; DNA-binding transcription factor activity, RNA polymerase II-specific. Lineage: Eukaryota; Metazoa; Nematomorpha; Gordioida; Chordodea; Parachordodidae. The record is from RefSeq and is a predicted model, not a curated record. Gene Ontology annotation, biological process: regulation of transcription by RNA polymerase II. The transcript has a single exon. The coding region runs from base 1 to 3060 and encodes 1019 amino acids. Gene Ontology annotation, cellular component: nucleus.
AUGAUUACAUCAACCCAUAUUAAUGAAUGGGCUUUUCAAAACGAAAAUAACUAUUGUCUAAACGAUAUGAUGAGAACAAUGCGUGAAACAGAUCCAAAUCUUAUCGCCAAUAAAUCCGAUUUUCAGAUGCCCAUCAUAAAAAAAGAGAUGGAUGAUUUAAUUUAUAAUGAUCACACAGGAGCCCAAAGUAGGAUCGCAGCCGAGAAUUGGUGGAAUGGACGGGAUAAUGGCUUAAGAAACGACAAUUAUUUUAAUAAUAAUAAUAAUAAUAAUACCCAAAAUGAUCAUCUUACUCAAAAUAAUAAUUAUGACAACAACCCCUCCUCCGCCAAAGACUACAAUAGAAACCAUAACUUGAAAGACGAUAUAAAUAGAGUUCUAACGCACGACCCCACAGAAUAUACGGACGUUUUGGUUACAGAGAAUCAACUCGUUCAUACCGAAAGCAUAACUCCUUCUAAUUUACAAGUCGAUACAAAUUCCUUCAAUGUAAACAAGAAUAUUCGCUACAACGAAUUACCUAAGCAAUACGAUAAUAAUCAUUCCGAAUAUCUGAACCAAAUAUCACCUAGAAUAAAUAGCAAUAAUGAUUUUGAUUCUAACCACCGUGCAUUUUUUAAUUCCAAAUUCAACUCAUCCCAAACCAAAUUAAAUGACAUUCGUUACAAUGACGAGAUUAAUACGUAUUACGAAAAUAUAAAUGAUAGGGCUACCGCUGGCACUGCUAGUUCUUCUCACGCGGGUGUAAUCGAUAAAAUGUAUGUAGACAAUCAUAGUUUAAUACAAGAUAGAUGUCCCAAUGAAUUCGUUAGAGCGACAAACGAUAGACUGAAUGAAGAAGAAUCAUCCUUUUCCAACACGCGUAAUGGAAAUGAUACUCACGGUAAAAAUAACAUGAGCACCGUUAAGAAAUGUUUUUUGGUUGGGCAAGAUGUUGAGAACGAUAAAAUCCUUGCAAAGAUCGCGAACUCCAAUCGCGAAAGCGCUAUUAAUAACAAAAAGCAAAUGAUUGAGGGAUACUACGAUGUCUGUCCACGCGACGCAAAUGUUGGAGAUCCCAACAAUACUAAUAAUAAUUCCGAAUUCGUACACACUAGACAUUUCGGCGGUAAUAUCAAUGAAAGUAAUAUAGAAAGAGGGUACAAUGGUUCUUCUAUAGAAGAACAAUUUUUAAAUUCUAGAAGUAAUGCUCCUCACUUCAUAGACAACGGAUUUAUGGUAGACUAUUUUGACACCCAUCAAACGUAUCACGAAAGUUUUCUUGAAAACCACCAUACUCCAAGUAAAACCAAUAUUGUCGAUACCAAUCCUAAGGAUUGUUCAAAAACAAAUUCAUAUUAUAGUAGAGAACUUAAUGACGAAAAAAACGACUUGAGGAUUAGAAGAAAUAAUGCAGAAAAAUUCUACCAAGUGGAAAAAAAUAUUUUGGAUUCAAUCAAUUCUCCAACGAUCAAUCAAAUGCAUACCCUUCGAGAGAUUUCCAAAAAUGUUGACAACGGCUUAAUAAAUGACUCUUCGCCGCAGAAUGGGGAGGAGCCAGAUCCUAAAGAAAUUAUGUUUCACAACGGACAAGAGAGUUCAAAUUUUUACUAUCCCAUACCUGGUAUGCACACCGGAUAUAAAGGUAAUCAUUAUGAAAAUUACGACAAUGUUGCCCAUUUCCAUGGAAAAGCAUUUGACGUGGAUCCUAGAGAGCCACCUAGGUAUUUAGAUAUGUUGUUUACUUCACCUUCCCUCAACGAUGUUGUUAGUCUGCCUACUCUGCCUCUUCCAUCAUGUUAUCAAAAAUAUAAUAACUUUCAAUUAUCUCCCUCCUUCGAUAGUUCGCUUAUUUCUAAUAUAAGGUAUCCUUAUUUUGAAUCUGAUCCAAGCAGAAUUGAUUACAAUGAUCAAAAUAUCAAGACUCCUACCCAUCAUGGAAUUCUUCAUUCUAACUAUAACAAUAAAUUCAAUGAUGAAAAUGACAAUAACUUAGAACUUGACACUGAACCAAAUUCAGUAAACAGUAAACAUAUGGAACCGCCAUUAUCGAUUGAGGAUUCUUUAUUAAAGAUCCAUGAGAAUAAUGACAGGAACACUAAUGGUAAAAGAUGUGUUAGUGUUGAUUAUGAUAAUACCAAAACUGAUAAUAACAACAAUGAUAAGAAUAUAAAUAAUAAUAAUAAUAAUAAUAAUAAUAUAGAUAUAAAUAAUAAUAAAUGUGAUGAACUCGAUUCUGAUAUUUGUGCUGAUAGACAUGUGAACGGAAUCGAUCAUAAGGCCAAACGUCUCUCCGAAAUAUUAAAUUUGGACUCUAGAUCUAAUUCAAUAAUGUCAUCGGAUGAAGACGAUUAUAAUGCGGAGUAUAUUAUUAACGAAGGUGAAGAAGAGUACUCUGAUUCCCUAGACACUACCAUAAAUUCUUCGGCGAAAGAUGUAAUGAGAAAUACCGGAAACGCAAGUUUACGGAAUAGAGAUGGGGACGACAAAAUUAGUAAUAAUCUUAACACGUUGAAACUUCCACCACUCGAUUUUAGAAGUUUAGGUAGUAAUACCAACAAUAACCUAAAUAACGAUAAUGGGACAAAUAAAAAUCUGCACCAUUUUUUGGACAAAAUGGAGCACCCGUAUGAUUAUAUGAAGGAUUCCAUUGGCGAUUUUAAUGGCAACAACUCCUCGCGUAAACCCGAUAAAAAUUAUAGAAAGCGUUUGGCGUCUUCCCUAAAUUCUGCCUACACCUUUGAUCAAUCUAACGAUACCGAAUACGAUAAUGGCGACAACCUGAUUAGUGACAAGGAAUUGGUGAAUAUAACUGUCAGAGAUUUGAAUCAAAAGUUACACGGGCACACGAAGGACGAGAUCAACAAAUUUAAACAAAAACGACGCACCCUCAAGAAUAGGUGCUACGCGCAGAGCAGCAGAUUGAGGAGGAUGCGAAUAAGGAAAGACCUGGAAGCCAAAAACCUGGACCUCAUCAAGGAAUCCAAGAUAUUGAGAGAAGAAUUGGAAGCUACUAAAGUUGAGCUAAAUUUUUAUAAGAAUAGUAUGGCUUCCAGAUUUCCCGAGAAUAAAUUAGAUUAA